Molecule: messenger RNA, 2547 nt
Organism: Trichoderma atroviride IMI 206040
Lineage: Eukaryota; Fungi; Ascomycota; Sordariomycetes; Hypocreales; Hypocreaceae
Source: RefSeq, a predicted model, not a curated record
UCAAAGUCAGUUCUGGCCGACAUCUUCAAAACAAAUCGCGAGCCACGACCUCCGCCAACACCCGAGUCGUGGUCUUCUGCAUCCAAGUCUGAGGGGACUGGGACGACUGGAUGGGGCUCAUUCAGCCAUCGCAAGGCUGAGACAGCUGCGCACACGCACGGAAUAGAUAGUCGCGGGAACCAAUCUAGUGUGUGGAGCGAGAUUACGAAAUCUCGAAAGCCCAAGGUCAAGUCAAAGCUUGGAACGAAGCCGCAUUAUCUACAUGGCCAUGAAUCCAAGACCCCAGCUGACAAACCUCCUCAAGACCAGAAAGUCCCAGCCCAGGACUUUUGGGGAGAGCUGGAAACCAGGGCUACGGGUUUUAGAGGGAAAGAUAAGGGCCAAAAUGAAAAACAAAGACAGUCUACGGACAGGAGGAAGAACGCGCAGAUUGAACAGGGUCAGUGGGAAGAGACAGCUACGCCUAUAAGAAAAGCUGAGGAUAAUACUCAGCCCCAAAAACAGAGACGGAAGUCGAGGCUUGAGAUUGAAGAGGAGGAGGAGGAACCUGUGAAAUCCCGGUCCAAAUCAAAGGCAAAGAAGUCACAGAGAGAAACACGAGCUGCUGAGGAUGACGACUGGGAUGACGAGGCUGUACACCGCUGGGAGCAGAAGCAACGUCGGAAGGCGGAAAAGGAGGCUCUCAAGCAGCAGGCUAAACAGACAGAGCCACAAACCGUCCCAAUAUUCCUCCCAGAAUACAUCAGUGCAUCAAACCUGUCAAAGGCUUUGAAACAGAAUGUAACCCCUUUCCUGCAGGAUAUGGAAGAGAUGGGGUUCGAAAAUAUCACCAGUGAUACAAUCUUCACCGGAGAGACGGCAGCUCUGAUUGCAAUGGAAUACGGCUUCGAGCCAACUGUUGAUACUGGAUCGCUUCGAGAUCUCAGACCUCGACCCUUGCUAGAAGAUGUCUCGACUUUGCCGUCUCGUCCUCCCGUUGUUACAAUAAUGGGCCACGUCGACCACGGUAAAACGACUCUCUUGGACUGGCUUCGAAAGUCUUCAGUCGCAGCACAAGAGCAUGGUGGAAUUACUCAGCAUAUUGGUGCUUUUAUCGUCAAGAUGUCAUCCGGCAAGUCCAUCACCUUCCUCGAUACUCCCGGCCACGCCGCUUUCUUAUCGAUGCGCCAGCGAGGAGCAAACGUCACAGACAUUGUGGUUCUCGUCGUUGCCGCCGAUGACAGCGUCAUGCCCCAAACUCUUGAAGCAUUGAAGCAUGCCACAAGCGCCAAGGUGCCCAUUAUUGUCGCUAUCACAAAGGUUGACAAGGAAGACGCUCGCAUUGAACAAGUCAAAGCAGACCUUUCCCGCCAUGGAGUUGAAAUCGAAGACUAUGGUGGCGAUGUGCAAGUUGUCUGUGUCAGCGGGAAAACAGGCCAAGGCAUGGAAGAUUUGGAAGAAAAUAUUGUCACGCUCUCCGAAAUCCUCGAUGUCCGAGCUGAAGAUGACGGCAUGGCUGAAGGAUGGGUCCUCGAGUCUAGUAUCAAGCCUCAGGGCAAGGCUGCAACAAUCUUGGUCAAGAGAGGAACUCUUCGCCCGGGAGAUUUGAUUGUUGCCGGCAAGACUUGGGCGAGGAUCCGCGUGCUGCGUAACGAAGCUGGCCUCGAGGUGGACUCUGCUCCUCCAGGAACACCAGUGGAAAUUCUCGGCUGGCGAGAGCUGCCCUCAGCUGGAGAGCAAGUACUCCAGUCUCCUGACGAAGCCAAGGCCAAGACAGCAGUCGAGUAUCGCCAAGAGAUGGCCGGACGUGAGCAAAGCUCCAUCCAGCUUGCUGAGCAAGAGCAGCGGCAGCGAGAAAAGGCGGCAGCGGAUGCUGCUGCUGCUGCAACCGAGACGGAGGGCGCGCCAAAAGCUACUGCCGGAGAACCGACUGCGACUGGAAUCUUCACCCAAAACUUCACAGUAAAGGCAGACGUGGUGGGUUCUGUGGAAGCUGUCUGCGGAACUGUCUUGGAGCUGGGCAGCCACGAGGUGCACCCCAAGAUUCUGCGAUCCUCUGCCGGCCAGAUUACGGAAUACGACAUUGACCACGCAGCAACGUCCAACAGCAUAAUCAUCAACUUCAACUGCACCAUCCCACCGCAUAUCAAGCAGCGAGCAGAGGAGGCCAAGGUCAAGAUUCUUGACCACAAGGUCAUCUACCAUGUCAUCGACGAUGUCAAGGCGGCACUGUCCGACCUAUUGCCCAUGAAUGUCACUUUCCGCGUCAACGGCGAAGCCGACGUGUUGCAAGUGUUCCCCAUCAACUUGAAGAAGCGUGUGUUUAGAAACAUUGCCGGCUGCAGAGUCCGAAAUGGCUCCAUCAAGAGGUCGUCUCGCGUCAAGGUCAUUCGCAAGGGCGAGGUAAUCUACGAUGGCAAGCUGGACACUCUGAAGCACGUAAAGAAGGAUGUUCAGGAGAUGGGCAAAGGAACAGAAUGUGGUAUCGGUUUAGAGGAUUUUGACGACUUCCAAGCGGAUGACCAGAUCCAGACAUAUGAGGAGAUUAAGGAGAGGCGAAGCUUGUAA